This is a messenger RNA of Strigops habroptila (Kakapo), 9794 nucleotides long. RefSeq names its product SHC adaptor protein 3 (gene SHC3). Gene Ontology annotation, molecular function: receptor tyrosine kinase binding. Gene Ontology annotation, cellular component: plasma membrane. NCBI's taxonomy places the organism in Eukaryota, Metazoa, Chordata, Aves, Psittaciformes, Psittacidae. Gene Ontology annotation, biological process: cell surface receptor protein tyrosine kinase signaling pathway; intracellular signal transduction. The record is from RefSeq and is a predicted model, not a curated record. The transcript has 13 exons. The coding region runs from base 1897 to 3786 and encodes 629 amino acids.
CCUGGAUGUAAAUGAACCGGCUGAAUGAACACGUCGGGGAGAAACCCAGAUCUGGCUUCCAGGUUUUCCUCACCUGCCACCCCUGUGGACACCCCAUGCAUUUUUCUGGCAACACCCUCUCUUACAUGGGGGCUUUGUGACCCACCCUCGUCUGCUCAGACGCCGGCUGCAUUUCCCAGUGUUGCUGCAAAAAAGGUGCCGCCUGUGCUGGAAAUGGGAUCUUCCACUAUUUAGCAAGGCUUUGCUGAAUGAGUCAUCAGAGCCGGCUGGUAUUGGCUGGGCUGGUGAGCACCCAAGGGAUUGCCUGGCAAAGGCUGCGAGGCCUCGCUUCAUUCACAGAAAUGUGGGGAUGCUAGCCAGCCCUUUCAUUCACACACACAGAAACUCAUUCACAUUUUGCAGUUUUGCUAGCCACUUCUAAUGAAGAGAACUAUUUGGGAGCAGUAGGGUUUUCUGGGCAGUAGAGUCACAUAAAAAUAGGCUGCGAUGUGUAUAUUUGCUGUUGCUAUGCUAGGAGGAUGAAGAAAGGAAUGAAUGCUGUGUGGAUGCUGUAGCAGGUUCGCAGUGUCGUGAUGAAAGACUGUUCUGCAGAUCACUAGAAACCUGCUUUUACACUGACUAUGACAUUGCCAUUACUCAUCACUGCUGGGAUAAGAGGUGCUGACUUAAUUUAAUGUCAUGAAUAUACUAAUGAAAUGCCUGUAUUUGAGCUGGCUGUUUCACUGUCUUUGCACUUUGUAUACUGCAGCCUUUAGUCAUGGGAGAGGGAAGGAAUUCCAUAGGAUUUUUCCUUUAAAUUGUGCUGCAAUUAGUAAUUUCUUUAAAAAGCAACUUUGCACUAUGCAGAUUCUGUGGUCUGAAUUUGUUUAUAAUGCAGUGUAUUUACCUACAUCCAAAAGAUGUUUUGCAAAGGUCAAUUUGUACAGAAAAGCCAUAUUGGGGCUUGUGAUGGGCAUUGUGUAUCACAAUGCUGCACACGUCUUGGGUUUUUUGUUGGUUUUUUUUUUUAAAGUAAGAGAAAUGAAAUUCGUGUUUUCUGCAUGUUUUGCUACUUCUCAGAUCAAAUGUUUGUGGCUGACAUUUAUGCUUAAUGAGACCUGGUGCAUUUUUUUAUUUUUCAUUACAGGAUGUCUGUUUGCUGCUACCUGGACUUUUGACUGUUCUUUUAGUUUUUUCAGUUUUUCAGAAUUACACCAAACAUUCCAGUGACGAUCCUCUUGACGUUUUUAUUUGGAGUGAAUAUGAGUGGUUAAAGAAAAAACAUCUGUUAAGCCUGUUGUCGGACAUCAGAAAAAUACAUUUCUUCACACAUAGAUUCACAAAUAUGUGAAGUGGAAGAGCAGUGUGGUGUUUCGUAAGGGCUGUCAAUUCAGUUUUAAAGGUAAUCAAUUGCCUUUGGUACCAAAAGGGUGGUUGUGGUGGUGAGGAAUUAAAGGUUGGAAGGAAAUAUCUGUUUGAGAAGGUAGGAAAAGGAAAUUUGAGAAUUGAUUGGUGCUAGUGUGCUGUAAGUGGGUGGAUGGUUUCUUCCCCCCCCCCCCCUUUUUUUUUUUUUGCUACAGGAAGUGAUUUGCAGUGUUCACUGAGCCUUUUGUUGAAAAGGGUCCUUCUCAUUUGUGUGAGUCAUGCUUUUGCUGUGAGCGAGUUGGCAGCUCUAAGCAGGACUGGGAUCUCUGUCACAGAAAACUGUUACUUCACCCAACCUUCACGGGGAACCAUAAGAAAUUUCUUAAAAAUACUUGUUUUUUUUUUUUGUUCUUCCUUAUACUCUUUUCUUUUUUACCCCAAAACCUUGUUAUCUGCCCGUAUUGUUAUGAAUUGCCUGCUAUGUUAGCACAGGCAUCUCCUGCGUUGGCAUCAGAUUUGCCAGAACAUAUGCAGGAAACCAGAUAAAAGGGCAUGCUUCAACGUACCAAGUAUAACCGCUUCAGGAAUGAUUCGGUGACAUCAGUUGAUGAUCUUAUUCACAAUUUGUCCAUGAACAGCAAGGUCUCAGCCGUUUCUACGACUUCAACAACACCUUCGUACCUGGUCUCGCCAGAUGUUCUCCGCAAGGACCAUGAAGAUGGACCCACCACCCUGUGCACCCUUAUCCAUAAAGUGUCCCACUUGAAACUUUCUAGCACGGGCAGCCUUUUGGGUAUCAAAAAUCUCUCCUCUGCAGUAAAGGAGCUUGCUGUCUCCAAGUUGCAGGGAAGCUCGAGUGCUUCUAGCUCAGCAGCAGGGGCUUCAGACAACACAUGUAACCUUGUCUCUGCCACUUCGUGUUCUCAGCAGGACGUGAGCAAGAUGAGUAUGGGGAAAAAAACACGGUCAGAGGAAAUACACCCGGGAGGUGAAGACUGGAAUCAAAGUAGCAGCUUUGUCAGUAAACCCUCUCGGGGAUGGCUGCACUCGAGUGAGAAGAUCCUGGGACCCGGUGUGACGUACAUUGUGAAGUACUUGGGAUGUAUAGAAGUCUUACGCUCAAUGAGAUCUCUUGACUUCAAUACUCGAACACAGAUUGCAAGGGAAGCAAUCAGUCGUGUUUGUGAAGCCGUGCCUGGUGCCAAAGGAGCCUUCAAGAAACGAAAGCCAGCAAGCAAAGUUCUUUCUAGCAUCUUGGGAAAGAGCAAUCUUCAGUUUGCAGAAAUGAGCAUAAUGCUGAAUAUUUCCACCACCAGCUUAAACCUAAUGACUCCUGAUACAAAACAGAUCAUAGCAAAUCACCACAUGCAAUCUAUUUCCUUUGCAUCUGGAGGUGAUCCGGAUACAACUGACUAUGUUGCAUAUGUAGCUAAGGAUCCUGUUAAUCGGAGAGCUUGUCAUAUACUGGAAUGCUCUGAUGGCCUGGCCCAGGAUGUCAUCAGCACCAUCGGGCAAGCGUUCGAGCUUCGAUUUAAGCAAUACUUGCGAUGCCCUUCUAAGAUACCUACUUUCCAUGAUAGGAUGCAGAGUUUUGAUGAGCCAUGGAUGGAGGAAGAUAACGAGGCAACAGAACAACAUGCCUAUUACAACAACAUUCCAAAUAAAAUGCCCCCCCCUGGCGGCUUCAUUGAUGCCAGGCUCAAAGCAAGAUUUCCCACUGCUGCAGAUACAGCUCAGUCUGCAGCAGGACUGGGAGGAGAGCAAACCUAUUACCAGAAUCGUCACUUAGGAGACAAAUUCAGUGAAGAUUGGCAUCAUGUGCCUGUUAAGCAAGGAUCUCUGGAUAUGCUGGAAGAGAAAUCACAAGUAACCCCAACAGCAGAAAUGCCAACAUACGUAAACACCCAGCAUAUAAAUAUAGAAGCUCUACUGGCACUUCAGGCAGAUGCUGAAAGUACCUUCAGUGGAACAGUAGAUGAUACCAAAGUGAGCAGCCCACGAAAGGAUCUGUUUGACAUGAAACCAUUUGAAGAUGCCCUCAAGAUCCAAACGUCUGAGGCUGCAUCGAGGAAAUACACGUCCACAGGACGCACCAGUCCUCUUUUAUCCAGACAAGAUGACUGGACUGUAGCUGAAGACCUGAGUACAGAGCCGUGGUAUCAAGGAGAGAUGAGCAGGAAAGAAGCAGAACAGCUAUUAAAGAAAUGUGGAGACUUCCUUGUGAGGAAGAGUACCACAAAUCCUGGCUCCUAUGUGCUGACAGGCAUGCACAAUGGACAAGCCAAGCAUCUUCUUUUGGUGGACCCAGAAGGAACUGUUCGUACAAAAGAUCGUGUCUUUGACAGCAUAAGUCACCUCAUCAAUCAUCAUCUUGAGAAUAAUUUGCCAAUAGUUUCUUCUGGGAGUGAACUCUGUCUGCAGCAGCCUGCUGAGAAGAAGUAGUGACUCCAGAUAACUAUUUCAGUUUUUGUAAUUUGUAAGCUAUAACUCGUAGAAAUUGCAGAUCUGAAAAAAACCCCAUGUACAUUAAAAAAAUUAUGGAUAUUCACAUAUAUUUCACCAGUAUGUUUUCUUUAGGUUUAAGAAGCCCCAUUUCACAUGGUACACUUGAAAAUUCUCAAUGCUUUAUGUAGACAUGAAGUCACAGCAGAAGGCUUUCUUAAAAAGUAAUUUAAAUGAAAUUGUUCAGAUUCUCUAAUGUGAAUAUUGAUAGUGUAUAUAUACACAUUAUAUAUAUAUAAAUACAAUAUAUAUUUAUAUUUUUCAAGUCGGUCUGUUGAUGGUAUAGAACUAUCUUCUGUGCCAUGUGUUUUUACCAGAAGAAAAAUUCCAAUUGUAAUUGUUCAGAUAAAAAUGGAAUUCUUCAGUCUCAAUUUCUUGAGAAAUAAAUAUUGGGAAUCUUAUUUCUGCUUUUACCUAAGAAGCACAACUAUGGGGAUAACAGGUGGAUUAUGCUGGUUAACCAUGGAAGGAGUCUGAAUUUAGCAGUUAGUAUUCCGACUCAGAAAUUUAGCAUAAAAUUAUUUUUAAAAGCAUUAUUCAGUGUCACUGAUAUCAAAAUCAUUUUAUCUUUCUGAUGUCAAGUUUGAAUUCUUAUAUGAUGCUACUCAAAACAUUUGUAUCUUGCUUUAACAAUGAUUUUGUGUGACCUCUCUGUGUAUAAAGUGUGUGCGCUUGAUUUUUCUAAUGAUAAUAUAACAAUAUUCAGUAACUUUAAUUUAUUAAUUUGAGUGCUAAGGCUAUUUGUAAGUAGUUCUCUGCUUAUAGUGAAGAUCUAGGUGUCCUUGACUACCAGUCUCCAAUGAGAUGUUACAUACCGAUUAGGCAAGUUCAAAUAACUUGUGUUUAAUAGGUUUAAUACAAGAUGUACAUGGUUGUUCAGAGGCAUAACUGAAAAAUCUUUUCUUCUUAUAAACAGUGAAAACUAUCAUGACUCAGUGGCCAUUUGCAUUUGCCUACCAAAGCCUUCACUUUGGCCUUCAGCAAGUGAUAGGUAUUGCAAAUAUACUGCUUUUCUGUAAAUAUCAAGUUGGAAAUACACAUGUACUAAAGAUGCAUUUCUAGCAGAAAUGUCCUUGGCUUUUGGUACUGGGAAAGGUUUUUAGAAAGAUUUGUACUAUUCAAAUGAAAGCACUACAUGAAGUUAUUUUCCUAUUUACAAAGCUUAUCAGAAGCCAAAUUCAAUAGACAUAGUUCCUAUAAAGGCAAAGUUUGUGCCAGAGUGAGGAUUUAGCCUUCAGUGUUCCAAGGUUGUCUCUAGCACCAGUAUCUCAAAUCAAAUCUUCAGACCUGAUUCAUAAAGGCUGUGACUCAGCAGGGUAAGUCUAGGUUAAGCACCUGCCUACCUUGAAGUAGUCAAUACUUAAAUCUACUUAGAUUUGGUUUUCAGAAUUUGCUAAGUUUAAAAAUUUGUCAGACUACAAGCGAACUGACUGAAUGAUUCAUUCAGGUAGGAUCAUCUUAUUAAAAUUCUGAAAUAUUUUGCCCAUAUCGUCUGUUUUGAAAUAUCGUGAAGUUGCAACUUGGGAAGUUUGGUUUUGCUUGAUUUCAAGAACAAAAACGAUUGAGGCACCUAAGACGAAUCAUAUGAGCAGUGAAUAAAAAUACACUUUUUUAUUCAAGACAAAUACAAUUUUUUAUUCAAGACAUUCAGAAGCCAAACUAUGACAUUAGUGAAACAAAUGCUUGUGAUUAAUUUUAUUGCGAAUACUAAUUAGUUGUUAUUUCUAGAUCUGUGUGGGAGCUGAGAGCAAAGGAAAGAAAUUAAAUGCUGCAUUGCAACCCAAAUUAGUAUGGCGCUGAGGCUAGUGGAAUUCUUAACAUUUGGGUUGUCCUUUUACCAGGUUGAAAAUUGCAAGGGAACAUGAGGAGAUCUUAUACCCCAAAGCAGUAUUCAUCAAAACUACUUUAUUUAAGACCAUCCGUGUCUCACCAUAUUCCGGCUUGAAGUUGGCACCUUUUUUGUCAUGUAUAAUAUUUGUCAUAUCAUGCUCCCAUCUCCCUAUAGCCAUGUCCUGGAAAGUGUUUAGGGUGAUAUCAUUAACUAUAGGAGAAGGCCUCUUUUUCACUUUGAAUGUUGUCUAUCACUUCAAUAAGAACCAGGUGCCAAACCCCCUUAGGUGCCUUCAAAAAUCCCACCUGCUGCCUAUGUCAGUUUUAGAUUCCUAAAUACCCUGUCAGUGUAUGCCUGGAAAAAUGUGACAAGAUAUGGGUGUAUGAAUGAAGGCACUAAAUAUACACAGAAAUAAGAAUCUAUUUUUUUUUACCAUCUUUAAUAACUUAGCAGCCACCUAGCUGCAUGUUUUGGAAAUUAAAGCAGGUGGCAAGGAGACACAAAGUGAAACAGCUUGACAGAAAUAUUUAAUUUCCCAGACUACAUUUCACAAACUCUGCCUCCAGGAAAAUGUGGCUGUUUUAAGCUGCUCUGUCAGCACAGCCAAUUUGCCCAGCUCACCAUGCCCAUUGAUGAUGCAAAUGUUACCCAUAGCUUAAUCAGAUGAAGUUUGGCCCUAGGUAACGGUAGCACCUUUGGGCUGUGACAGUGCCCUUGCUGCCGCAAUGGGCCAGCAGAUCCUGUCUGGCCAGGUGUGAUGAUCCAGAGGCUUUUCUAAAUCACUGAGAACCAAAUGAUCUCAAAGCUGCCAAGGAAGAAGGGGCAUGUGGGCCAAUGAAUGCUCCUUUUGUGAAUCCUGCCAUUGCUUUUUGUCACUGUUGCUCUGGUAGGUUUGGCUUUCCCCUACAUGAAAAUGGUGUAAAAUCUGCAUAGCCAUUUGGAUAGCAGUUCCAAACCUGUUUUCGUUAGAGCUCAACAAGAGCUAAUUGAACCUGCUAGAGAAGCAGGGCUCAUUUCUAUGAGGAGCUAAUACUGUCAGCAAUUUAAGAGAUGUAGAAGUUAUGAGAUGGGCUCAAAUGCUGUGCAGUUGGCUGAAAACCAGACUUCUGACAGCAUAAUAAUUUGAGCCUUUUAAUGUUUACCUUCGGUUUUGAGUCCCCCCACCUUUUGUUUUUACUCUCUUUUAUGCAGUCCUAAGGGCUGGACACUUGCUGGUGAUAAUUCAGUACUGUGACUUCAAGAAGGGGGAUUUUACUUGAAUGAACAAAUUUACUAGACGCAAUAGAAACCACUGAGUUUAGACAAUAUUAUGGUAUCCUUUGAUUUUUCCCAGGGGAGACCUGAGCAGUCAGAACUGAAACUCUAAAUAUCCUGCAAGACUGACUACAUUGAUUUCGAGUAUUAUCUGAUUAUCAGUUUUGAUUCCAGCUGUAUUGCAACUAUGUGAAUUCUGGGCAAUGAAAACACGUUCGAUUCCUCCAAACAAAGAACUUUCAGAAGUGAACCAAAUGCUUCUGAUUCUUUUUAUUGUAGAUCUAGAAUGAAUACUAGGAUAAUAAAAAUUUCCAGUGUGACUGGCAGUGAUAGACUGGAUAUUGAGGUACAGUUGCAUUCCCAAACUUUCAGUUACUUCAGAUGCUUCAGAAGCACUGAAACCUCAAACGUAGGAAAUGCAAUUUGAAAACUGAAUUAUCUUCUGACUGCAAUGGGAGUUUGUUCAGAGUGAGGGCUCCCCAGGUUUCCUUCCCUAAUGCAAGAAGAGGAUGUUCAAAUCGGCCAUGGCUGGGUGGAGACUGUAGGAGGAGACAGAAUUUCCAUGGCUUACUGCCUGCCUCCUUGCCCAGGGCUUUGCAUACACAGUGAGGAUAGAAGGAUAUACAGUAGCUUCCCCCCACAUCCUACAGGGUUAUCAAAGGGAGAUAACACUUGUUCUGCCAGAAACCUCUGCCACACAUGUUCAGUAAAAGCUUGAACAAAGAACAUAGUCUUGAGACCAGGAUUUGAGCGCAAAUUGCACACUGUCACCAGAAGAAAAUAUUUACUAACAGUGUGGCAACUGUCACCUGCCAGCACUAGAUUUUUUAUAUCCUGGCUUCAUUCUUUUUAUGCUCUGCGGAAUAAUAUGCUCACAUUCCUUGUCAUCGUGGUCCCCAGGCACCAUGUUGUGCAGUAAGAUGUGAAGAAUUUAAAAAAAUGUAUACCACAGUGUGAUUGCUGCUGGCACAUCAAGUGCCAGAUGCCAGCUACAAUGUAUUCAUAAUAGAAUUGAUGCAUAUUUAGAUAUUUGUAAGAAGCAAAUGCUCCGUUUGAAAACUUAGAGUUUUGCAGCCUCCGGGAUAUUUGCAGCUCUAAAGGGGAAAUUUGGAACUUGUGAAUGUUCUAACAAAAGGUGAUGAAUCCUGUUUCCAAGCCUUUGUUCUUAGCAUCCAGCGUCUAUCUGAAGUAAGUGGUAGAACCAAGCAUUUAUAUUAAGUAAACCAUAUUUGCAUAAACGAAGUCUAAGCUGAAGUAACAGACAUACUUCCCAUUUUAUCUUUCAGACAUUUUCAAAAUAUGCCUGCAUGAAAUCCAAAUUCAGGUUUACCUUAGUCUACUGUCACAAAUAGGUUGAUUUGCAUGGUCUUGUUGCUUGAACCUAGGGUUGCACUCUCCACAAAUCUAUGGUUGCUCAAAACUGUCAGGAGAUGGGGAAAUUCCCAGUAAGAGCUUUGUGCUCAGCUGUGCUUACUCUACUAACUCAGACACAGUCUCUGUGGACCUUGCCCACAUCUUCAUUGGAUGCAGCUGGAAUGAGGGCAGGCCUAUGGAGAAGAUAACAUGGAAAUACAAUUUGCCUGCAGUUAACCAGAGGCUUGGAUAAGGGAUGGAAAGCUGUCUUGGCAGAGAAAACCCCAGGGAUAAGAAAUGUGAAGCCUGGAAACACCAGCUAAUAGGCAUAUAAGCCACUAAUGGGAACUGCAAAAUACCUAGGCAAUGACUACCGCACAUCUCUUUUUGGGACACUUAACGUUCAUAAGACCUGAUCUGUUUUUCUGCGUACUUCAACAUAAGCAUCUUGUAUGGCUUCCACUGAGAAAAAGUGGGGCAUUUUUUUUGUCUUGGUAAGGGGGCUAAGAUUUCAGAGCUGCACAUUUCUAGCAAAAGUUCCACAUAAAGAGUUUUUAAACCUUUUUUGACAACAGAACAGGCCAUGGAAACCAAAGGAAGGAAUUAAAAAGCUAAAGCUGGGUGACUCAUUCUGCUACCCCACUUUGUGGGAGACAGCAUGGAUGACUCAGAAAAGGAAGGUAGCCUCAGAUUUGAGAUUAAGAUGCAGAUCUACAUUUUAUGUAACUAUCAUGAAGGUAAAAUAACAUACAGGUCAAAUGACAACUUUUUCCAGCAGUCCUCCUUUCCUUUUCCAAUGAGGCAAAACCCACCGAACACACCUGGGCAUAUAUUUAUGCAAAAUAAGUGAAAUUUUAUUAAGCGAAGAAUGUAAAGAUUAUAAUUGGUAUAUAUUUGUGUCCUUUGUGGCUGAAUUGGUGUGAUAAUUGCUUUUCAGUAAAGUCCUGCAGAGUUAAACCUCAAAAGAAGCCAGGCUUCUCCUUUUGAGGUAAAUGUUUUUCUUUGCAUUGUGUGAGCAGCAACAACAAAACAAAAAAGUGGCUAUUUUGCUGUGAAAGGGAGUUUGACUGUACAUUUUUUAUUUAUUAAUAUUUGUUACUUUUAGAAACAUUUUUAACUGAGAAUUGCAGAAAAAAUAAUGUAUGUGGAAAUAUUGUGAUCGUUUAUAUUCCCAACCACUUUUGUGAAUCUCAAGUUCUUGCCUGUCUGCUGAUUGUGGUAUUCUGGCUAAGGAGGCAAGUUUUGAGCAACAGAAUUUUGAACAUAAGUGUUAUACAACUGUUUUCUGAUUAUUCAGUUUGUAUAUGAUUAACCAAAGUAAUAAAAUAAUGAGCACUACUGUCAGAAUGAAAUGCAUGCAAAGUGAGCUUGAGCCAUUCCUCCUAUGCCCAUUUUUUUUUGUGGUUUGUUUGUUGCUGGGUUUUUGGGGGGUUUGUGUGUUUUGGUUUUUUUUUUUAGUUUACCUGAAGUGAUGCCCAUUUUGUAGCACAAUAAAUGAAAUUCUACAAAG